CUUGGCAUAAAAGUCUCUCGCUAACGCAUUUCUGCAAAUCUCAUUAUCCUGUUUUAUUUCUGAUAAGAAUUUCACCUUUGGUUACGGUCAGCACAAUAGAUGAAGUUCGGCGACGAAUUCAACGACCGAUCUGUUUCCAAAUGGAGGAACUACAACAUUGACUAUAAUGCCAUCAAGCGCAAGAUCAAAGAAGCCACAACUGCAAUUAAGGACUCGAGCUCAAGUCUCUCGGACAAUGACAGUAACGAUACCGGCGACACGGCAUAUUCGAGAUUUUCCUCAAAUUCCGUACAGGAAAAGAAGAUGAGGAAGCACUUGAAACAAUUGUUCAAGGCUUUCAAGGAGCAAAUUGAGUUUACGUCUCUGUUCGUCAAUUCCAAGUACGGCGAAAUAUCCAGAAGAAUUCUCGCCACUAAGAGUCUACUCAACAAUUUCAUCAACUCGACGCUCGACUCGGACAGUAACGCUAGCGCACUACAGCAGCGUCUUCAAGGAAGACGUUUGUUGCUUAUUCAGAAAGAGCUGGAAAUUCUUUCGGGCGAGCUACAGGAUCUUUCUAGGUUUAUUCUCUUGCAGAAAAUUGCAGUGAAGAAGCUUUUCAAAAAAUUCAUCAAACACAGCGAUUACCCCCACAAACAGGAGCUUGUCGACAAGAUCACCACGGAAUGCCUCAACGGGAACCCCAAUUCGUUUGUCAAUCUGUAUCUCAACGAUGCCGCCUUGGAGCUGACAUUGAUGUUUGACGUGAUCAACAAUUACCGUGCGAAUCAGAUACAGGCGGGUACCAGCGUCGGGAACAAUCACAAGCAGUCAUUUGCCACUGUUGACUCCUUUGGACUGUCCUCUCUCACAGAUGGACGUUCAAAAGAUUUUAUAUAUUCCAGGGCGACCACUUUCGACCUCAUCUCGCACAAAAAAGGCUCAGUGUGCCAGAGAUUUUGGGUUCAUAAGGACAAUUUAGACGAGAUGAAGUUCAAGCUUCUGAGUGGCUUCAAACUUAUAUCUGACGAUUCAGGGAUCAUGGAUGAAGAACACGAACAGGAGGGUUUGGUCCGGCAAUACGAAAAUCAACGUAUGUCAGAGCAAAACUCUUCAGUCCACCUCAAACACACUCGUUCCGAACUUGACCUCACAGAGCACACUGAAGAUUCUGAUACGACUUUCCACCCGGACACCAAAGUCAUAUCCAUUUGGCUCAACAAUCUCGAUGAUCCUUUGGUGACAUCCCAGAAUGGCGUCGGGUUCCUCUCCACGUCAGACAAUUUUCUUUCUGGCGGAUGGGUUGCGCAGGUCUACAACAUGCAGUAUCCGAAUUCCAAGCGGGCUGAAAGGCCGCUCUUGAUCUCUCCUAUUGGUGGUCUUCACCAGUUUGCCAUGAUCAGCCUCAACGACUCGCUAAUCCAUUCUUUAUUCAGUCCGUCAAAACUGCCUGUGGAGGUGUUUAAAAACAAGAUUUUGAAAGAAUGGUGUGAGUCGGGGCUUUUUGGAAACCCUAAGAUGGCUCAGCUAUCGCUUGACUGGUGCAUCGACAAAAAAAUGGUUCCUUUGGCCAAAGUUGCUCUCAACAGGCUCCGAUUUAUCAGCGUAACGGAUACAGACACAUCCCCUAAAGUGGAGUGCUAUAUCACUUUAGAUAGUGACAUCCAGAUUUCCCAAAUUACAUCGCAAAAGGAUGUCAACUUCCAUAUGCCACAAGAAAGUAUCAAUUUCCCUCACUCGAUACUUGAAAUCAAAUACGAUUCCCCGCUCAAAGCUCUUCCGUCGGUCGUGCAGUCUCUCAUCAACUCUCAUCUUGUUUACAGAGUGGACAAUCUAAAUUUCUCACUAAAUAAUUACAUCCUAUCCAAGUUCUACCAGGAUUCACUCACAGACGAGGCCAUGUUGGAAUAUGUCGCUCCUUGGUUCGAUCAUCUACAAAAUAAAGAUAUCCGCAAACUUCCAUCAAUCGCCAAGAAGGCUUCCGAGGAGGCUCCCAAACAAUCAUCACCGCAGGGUAUUCUGUUGAACAAAUAUGAGACACAAUUGCAACAGCAGCAAGAACUCCAGCAGCAACUACUAGAAGGCAAAAGAUACUGGAAUGAGUUUGAUGAUGGCAGCGAUCCGGACGAUGACCAGGGAUACUAUGUUGACGACGACUACGAGCUCUCGGACUCAAGAACGCCAUUUGGCAAUUUUGUCGGCCUCGGAUUCUUGACGUCUUCGAGAAUUGAAGCAAUUUUGAAUUUGUCAAAUAGGAUUUCGAGCAAACUCACGCAUAUCUUCAACUCAUUCAAGCAUGACGAGUCUUCUCCUUUACUUCCAGCGCAUCAGGAGAGGCCGCAUUUUUAUAAAUCAGUGAUCAGCGGGACGUCUCCGUUGGAGAAUGACACAGAGUCCGACACAGACAAUAGCGACCACAAGUUGUUUAUUCACCGAAACGGCAAACAAGUCGAAAACGAGCGCUCGUACCGCCGUCGGCAACCAUCUCUUGUUUACGGCGAAGCUAGAUCGAAUGACCUGCUGGCCCAGGUAAACCAUGAUCGCAUUCUGUCAUUCCUUUACCUAACUGCAAUGCUGGUGUCUUUUCUCACAACCGGUGUUGGGUUGGGUGUCAUUUUCUCAACCCUGGAAUCCGGCGAUGAUCUGGAUCAAACAAGUGGAAUGAUCCUGCUGCUUUGUUUCGGCAUGGGCUGUCUGGUUUUGAGUCUUAUCCUUAGCGGGGUCUCUGUGUGCCUCCUUAUGACUCGUUACAGCAAUGCCCCAAUGUGGCACCAGGCCUCGGUUUACUCCAGUCUCAUCAUUGUCACAAUACUGUUUAUCAUAUCCUUAGUUUCAUGUCUUUAGAAUGCAGCAUCUACUUCAUCAACUUGUGUCCAAACUUUUCCUGUGUGUACUCGGGACCAAAUUCGUGGUACUCCUGUUUGGUAACGGCCACUUUCUCGAAAGCGCCUUUUUCAAAGAAUUUUUGGGCAGCGUGCCACCCAAGCUCGGCGUAGUCGCCCUCCCAAUUGUAAACUCUAACUUCGUCAUCCACGGGGAUCUCCUUGUUGAGCUCGUUGAUCAGUCUCUCCUUGAAUCCUGCCAGGUUACACGUUCCGCCAGUGAUUGCCACAUUUGCGCAUAGCAGUGGACGCAAAAGCUCAGGAACGGACUUGAGCGACUCCUUUAUUGUUAGAAUCAAGCCUGCCUUGUGAACCCCGCUGAUUUCAGGCUGAAACAGCACCUCGGGCACAGCAAAACGUUCGUCGUAUAGCUUUAGAAUCUGUUGGUUCUCGCGCACACUGGCUGACAUAUCCUUAUCUGAAAUUGCAUAGCCAGCCAUCGUUGUCUUGUAGUCCGGCAGGACGUAAUUGGUAGAGAUGUUGUUUGGCUCGUCUAUUAAUUGCUUUGGUUUUAAUUUCUUCAACUUUUCUAUUCUUGCCAGCGCUGCAUAGUAGUCAUCUGUCACAUAGCAAGCUGCUUUUUUGAUGUUAUUGACAAGCACAGGCUCAUCUGUAACGUUGUAGUGUCUAAAAGAGAUUACCUCUCGCAAAUAUCCGUUGAUGAAUCGACCAGCGAUGGGCAUCUUCUUCACAGCUUUCCAGUACGGCAGUCCGUUGAUCAUCGGGACAACGUAGGUUGCGUCGAAGCCACUGUCCACUACAAGUUGGAAGUCGUUGUAUCCCUCAUCUUUGGUGAUCCACGGAAUCACAGACGCCACAGAUCCACGGUAAAGAGACCCCACUCCGUAUUCUUCAAAGAGUACUUGGUCGGUAUUGUUCUGAAACUUGGAGUAUGUGACAGGCGACUCACAGUAUACGAGAUUGGCCCCAUUCAGAAUAUCCUCAUUCUUGUAGUGUUUUACAAAAGACGAGUCCCAUAUCUGUCUUUCAAUGGUCCAUUGAUACAACUGGCCAUGUUCUAUUGGUCUUUUGAACUGUAUACCCGACUGAUCAAUGGCUCCCACAGAGUUAAGGAUUUCCCCCAAAUGUACCUCUUUAUCGCUCGUCCGAACCAGGCAGUUUGGUACGUGAUGAGGUUUUUCCUGGCCCGUGUGUCCUAGCUUUACCUCGUAGGACCCGUUAUCUAUAAUAAAAUUCAUAAAAAGGCU
Molecule: messenger RNA, 4069 nt
Organism: Ogataea polymorpha
Lineage: Eukaryota; Fungi; Ascomycota; Pichiomycetes; Pichiales; Pichiaceae
Exons: 1
Coding region: 100-2823 (907 amino acids)
Biological process (GO): polyphosphate metabolic process; microautophagy; vacuole fusion, non-autophagic
Cellular component (GO): fungal-type vacuole membrane; vacuolar transporter chaperone complex
Source: RefSeq, a predicted model, not a curated record